UCAUCAUCAUCAUCAUCCUUUCUUUCUCUACAACUUCUUCCCCCAUCUGGGUUUUCAUCUUCAACCAUGAAGCUCAUCAAAAUUAGCCCUAAAAAUCUCAGUCCGAAACGCCUCUUCGGGUCCAAGAAGGACCGGUCCUCCGUGUCCCGCUCCGAGCCGCCGUCGUUCGGUUCCGGAACGGAUUCUUCCUCCUCCUCUUCCUCGGACUCAAUUCACAAGCCCGGGGCCGGAGCCGGCGGUAUCACCACGCCCACCAGCGUUUUGCCCGAAAAAUCGGGUGACUGGUCCGAUUUUUCGGCUGAUCUCGACAUGGCCCAAGCGUUUAAGCUUAUAGACCGGGACAACGACGGAGUGGUGUCGAGGAAAGAACUCGAGGCGCUUCUGUGCCGGCUCGGGAACGACCCGCCGAGUCAAGAGGAGGUGACGUUGAUGCUGAGCGAGGUGGACCGAGACGGCAACGGUUCGAUAACCCUUGAGGCUUUAUUGAACCAGGUCGGACCGGUUUCCGGUCCAGCUGCCGACUCGGAGCUUCGGGAUGCGUUUGAAGUGUUUGACACGGAUAACGACGGCAAAAUAUCGGCGGAGGAACUUUUGAGGGUUUUCACGGCUAUAGGGGACGAACGGUGCACGUUAGAGGAGUGCCGGCGUAUGAUAGACGGGGUAGAUAAGGACGGGGAUGGGUUCGUGUGCUUUGAGGAGUUUGUUCAUAUGAUGGAGCUGCAGAGAUGAAAUGGAUGUAUGGUAUUUAAGAGUCUUAAAAAUAUUGAAAUGAUCAGAGGAUCUGACGGCUUGGAUUUAA
Messenger RNA from Pyrus x bretschneideri (Chinese white pear), 799 nucleotides. RefSeq names its product probable calcium-binding protein CML36. Gene Ontology annotation, molecular function: calcium ion binding. The record is from RefSeq and is a predicted model, not a curated record. The transcript has a single exon. Bases 67 to 729 code for a protein of 220 amino acids. Lineage: Eukaryota; Viridiplantae; Streptophyta; Magnoliopsida; Rosales; Rosaceae.